UUUUCUUUUUCUUUUUUUAACAGGGCCUACGGCUUUUAAACGAGAAAAAACAUGAUGGAGAUGUAUUUGAUUUCAGUCAUUUUAGGAAGUAUCCUCAUCAUACCGUUCGCACUCAAAACCAUGUGUCCUUAUCUGUGGAUGGAUAUUCUGUAUGUCGGGGAUCUUCUGCAGAUUUUAGUGAAGUUUGUCUCGAGGAAAAGAAGGAGACCUCUCUUCUUUGUUUUGGACCGUUUCUUGGAGCAGGCGGCGGCACACCCGGAGAAGCCGUUUAUUGUGUUUGAAAAUGAAAACUACUCGUACACAUAUACAGAUAAGAGGAGCAACAAAACAGCCAACGCGCUGCAGUCUCACCCUGGGUAUAAAGCUGCGGACACAGUCGCACUUUUCAUGGGGAAUGAACCCGCCUUCAUGUUUACCUGGCUGGCCCUGGCUAAAUUAGGCUCUCCUGUGGCUCUUCUGAAUCACAACAUCCGCACCAAGUCUCUGCUGCACUGCUUUAACUGCUGUAAGGCCAAAGUGCUGAUUGCAGCCUCAGAGCUCAAGGAAGCAGUAGAGGACGUGUUGCCCUCACUGAGGGAGCAGGGCGUCACCGUCCUCCUGAUGACCAAACGCUGUGACACACCUGGGAUCGAGAGCUUCUCUGAUCGAGUGGACGAGGCAUCAGAAGAUCCACUCCCUCGCUCCCUCAGAUCGCACAUCACAUUCAAAAGUCCUGCAGUCUAUAUUUACACUUCUGGAACGACAGGCCUCCCUAAGGCAGCUGUGGUCAACCAAAACCGUCUCUUAACUGCUCUGGCUGUUUUAUCGUCAAACGGCGUAACAUCUAGUGAUGUCAUCUACCUCAACCUGCCUCUGUACCACACAGCUGGAUUCGUUAUAGGCUUCAUCGGCUCCAUUGAGACAGGGUCGACUAUCAUUCUGAAGAGGAAGUUCUCUGCCUCUCAGUUUUGGGAUGACUGCAGGAAGUACAGUGUGACAGUUGUGCAGUACAUAGGAGAGGUAAUGCGUUACCUCUGCAGUUCACCGAAGAGAGAAAAUGACAAAGACCAUAAAGUAAGACUGGCCAUUGGCAACGGUGUCAGAGCAGAGGUAUGGAAAGAGUUUCUUCAGCGAUUUGGGAAGGUUCAGAUCCGAGAGUUUUACGCCUCCACAGAGGGAAAUGUGGGAUUUGUCAACUACACAGGGAAAAUCGGAGCGAUUGGACGAGUUAACUUUUUUCAUCAGAAGCUGUUUCCAUUCACUCUUAUAAAGUACGACACUGAGCGAGAUGAACCAGUUCGAGAUGCUAACGGCCUCUGUGUGGCGUCGCCCAAAGGUGAGACGGGACUGCUGGUGUCUAAGAUCACAGACAUCGCUCCUUUUGUCGGCUACGCCCAGAACGAGCAACAAACGGAGAAGAAAAGACUUCGUAAUGUCCUAAAGAAAGGAGAUCUUUACUUCAACAGUGGAGACUUAAUGAAGAUCGAUAAGGAAAACUUCAUUUACUUUCAGGAUCGUGUAGGUGACACAUUCAGGUGGAAAGGUGAGAACGUGGCAACGAACGAGGUGUCUGACAUUCUGACGAUGAGUGAUUGUCUCAAAGAAGCCAACGUUUACGGAGUCCAAGUGCCAGGGCAUGAGGGGCGGAUAGGGAUGGCCACCGUCACAGUGAAGGAAGGAGCCCAGUUUGAUGGAAGUAGAAUAUAUCUCCAUGUGGCGAACUACCUUCCUUCAUAUGCUCGGCCGCGCUUUAUAAGAAUACAGGAUGCCGUUGAGGUGACGGGGACUUUCAAACAGAUGAAGGUGAAGUUAGUGGAGGAGAGUUUUGAUCCAGGCCGCAUCCAUGACCCACUUUACAUCCUUGACGAUAAAGAGAAGUGUUACAUACCGAUGACAGCUCAGGUCUACAGCUCCAUCGUAUCAGGAAACAUCAAACUAUGAGUAGACUCUAAGUGUUCAUGAACUGUGCAGGCUUCUCAGUCUGGCUGCAUUGAUACUUUUUAAUAAUAAGCUUUCCUGCUCAGGCUGAACAACUUUUUUUUUACUCAUAAAAUUUGUUUGUAGUCAAAUGGAGACAUUUUUAACAGCUUUAUGAAAAGCAGUAGAUGGGAUCAGAAGUGUAGGAUACAUUUGUAAGGAGUGCAAAGAGGAGAGACAGUUUGAUGAUACAAAAUAUAUAAAAUGAUAUAUUUACUGGCAAGUGUUGCUAUAGAAAGUAUAUUUGCAAGCAUGAUGCUUUCCAGAUGAGAACUGAUGCGUUUUCUUUAUUCAGUCUAUUAAUGGUGUUGAGAACCAUUGCUGUAUGUACGGAUAAAGUGUAAUGAGAUGUUAAUGAGAGUUUUCAGGGAGAAGAAGCUUUAUAUAAUGGUUUAAAAGUUUAAAACAAAUAUGUACACUUAACCUAAUGGGGAUUUUAUAUUUAUGUGACUGUCUGAAUCUGUAAAUAUGAUUUACCUUCCAAAAUAAUAAAAGUGAUUCUUACUCUGAA
Centropristis striata (black sea bass) is the source of this 2467-nucleotide messenger RNA. RefSeq lists its product as uncharacterized. The record is from RefSeq and is a predicted model, not a curated record. The coding region runs from base 52 to 1920 and encodes 622 amino acids. The transcript has 10 exons. Gene Ontology annotation, molecular function: long-chain fatty acid transmembrane transporter activity; long-chain fatty acid-CoA ligase activity. NCBI's taxonomy places the organism in Eukaryota, Metazoa, Chordata, Actinopteri, Perciformes, Serranidae.